AUGAAGACCACCACCCUCGCCGCCGCCGCCACCCUCCUCUCGGCCUCGGCCGUCACAGCCCUCCCCAGGAGCCCCCUCCGCGUCUCCAACGCCGUCGCCGCCGCCCAAGCCACAUCCAAAGUCAAAUACGCCGGCCUCAACAUCGCCGGCUUCGACUUCGGCUGCGGCACCGACGGCACCUGCACGCAGACAUCCGCCAACGCAACGGACCCGAUGACCAUCACCAACGGCGCGCAGGGCCAGAUGAACCACUUCGUCGCCGACGACGGCCUCAACGCGUUCCGGCUGCCCGUCGGCUGGCAGUACCUGGUCGCGCACCAGCUCGGCGGCGACCUCGACGCGGCCAACGCGGCAAAGUACGACGCCCUCGUCCAAGGCUGCCUGACGUCCGGCGCCGAGCUCUGCAUCGUCGACGUGCACAACUACGCGCGCUGGAACGGGCAGAUCAUCGGCCAGGGGGGUCCGACGAACGAGCAGUUCGUGUCCCUCUGGAAGCAGCUGGCGACGAAGUACAAGGACAACGCCAAGGUGGCCUUCGGCGUCAUGAACGAGCCGCACGACGUGCCGGACGUCGGCAAGUGGGCGGACACGGUGCAGGCGGUCGUGACGGCGAUCCGUAACGCUGGUGCGACGAGCCAGUACGUGCUGCUGCCCGGCAACGACUGGACGAGCGCCGCCAGCUUCGUGUCGGACGGGUCGGCGGCGGCGCUGGCCAAGGUGACGAAUCCGGAUGGGUCGACGGAUGGGCUCAUCUUUGAUGUGCACAAGUACAGCGACAGCGACAACUCGGGCACCCACACUGAGUGCACUACUAACAACAUCGACGACGCCUUCAGCCCGCUCGCUGACUGGCUGCGCGAGAAUAACCGCACUGCCAUUAACACUGAGAGCGGUGGCGGUAACACUGAGUCGUGCGAGAAGCUGUACUGCGAGCAGAUUGAGUUCUUGAACAAAAACGCCGACGUCUUCCUCGGCUACACUGCCUGGUCGGCCGGCGGCUUCGACGAGACGUACGAGCUCGUCCAGACGCCCAUCAAGAACUCGGACGGCAGCUACACCGACAGGGCGCUGACCCAGAAGUGCACCGUCGGAGCGUGGAAGAGCGCGUAG
Molecule: messenger RNA, 1110 nt
Organism: Lasiodiplodia theobromae
Lineage: Eukaryota; Fungi; Ascomycota; Dothideomycetes; Botryosphaeriales; Botryosphaeriaceae
Product: Endoglucanase iii
Exons: 2
Coding region: 1-1110 (369 amino acids)
Biological process (GO): glucan catabolic process
Molecular function (GO): hydrolase activity, hydrolyzing O-glycosyl compounds
Source: RefSeq, a predicted model, not a curated record